AUGGAUAGACUCUAUUCCACAAUGACUAUGCAUGGAAUGAAGUCCCCGGCUGGCGUGGGUUUUUCGUAUUCAAACACAACUUCUGAUUCUUUGAAAAUUGGAGACAAGAGAACAACAGAAGAUUCUUACGCUUUUGUUAUACACUGGCUUGAGAGAUUCCCCCAGUACAAGACACGAGACUUCUUUAUAACUGGAGAGAGCUAUGCCGGUCGUUAUGUGCCCCAGCUUGCUCAUAUCAUCCUAUCAAGGAACAAUAAUAACACGAACCAAACAAUCUUUAAUCUCAAGGGCAUUGCAAUGGGCAAUGCUUGGAUAGAUGAUAAUACCAACACAAAGGGAAUGUAUGACUUCUACUGGACACAUGCUUUGAAUUCUGAUGAAACCCAUGUAGGAAUUGACAAGUACUGCGACUAUAUUACUGGAAAUUAUUCAGAUACGUGCAAUCAAUAUCAAAAUCAAGGAGACUACGAAUAUGGAAAUAUUGACAUCUACAACACAUAUGCUCCACACUUUUCCAUUCAUCAGGAAGCAAACCUGGUCCCCCUGGUUCUGAGUUUUGGCUGGAUAGAUAGGCCAACAACCAUUCUACCCACAAUAAAGCAGAUCAUGGCAAGUGGUAUCAUUAAUACUCUUCUGACACAAACGAAAGCCUUAGAAGCAGGAGAAGAACUUGGCCAUUUCACUGGGGGCACAUUGAAUGCAUUAAAGAGCUAUAAGGAAUAA
Molecule: messenger RNA, 723 nt
Organism: Ilex paraguariensis (yerba mate)
Lineage: Eukaryota; Viridiplantae; Streptophyta; Magnoliopsida; Aquifoliales; Aquifoliaceae
Source: the annotation of a GenBank genome assembly